Fusarium venenatum is the source of this 1689-nucleotide messenger RNA. RefSeq names its product Cation/H+ exchanger. Gene Ontology annotation, molecular function: sodium:proton antiporter activity. Gene Ontology annotation, cellular component: plasma membrane. Gene Ontology annotation, biological process: sodium ion export across plasma membrane; regulation of membrane potential; proton export across plasma membrane. The record is from RefSeq and is a predicted model, not a curated record. NCBI's taxonomy places the organism in Eukaryota, Fungi, Ascomycota, Sordariomycetes, Hypocreales, Nectriaceae.
AUGCCUGUCCUGAGUCUCAGCGAGCUGAACAUUGUGCUCGGCGUGCUUGGCACUUUUAUUCUUUUCUACGCUAUCAUCUCCGUCAAAAUCAAGCAGGCUUGGUAUCUCGGCGAAGCUUUACCUGCUGUCGCAUUUGGAGUUGCCUUGGGCCCUAUAGCUGCCCAAUUCAUAGAAAGUGAGAAAUGGGGUUCGGCAGAACCAGGCCAGACAAGUGCCAUCACUCUGGGCGUCACUCGUGUCAUGAUUGGUGUCCAGCUUGUCAUUGCAGGCUAUCAACUCCCGGAAAAGUACUGCAUCAAGAGAUGGAAGGAGAUGGCACUGUGUCUUUUGCCCGUUAUGACCGUCAUGUGGCUCUGCACGUCAGCCUGUAUCAUGUUCACCAUCCCCAAUAUCACAUUCCUAGCUGCCCUCGUUAUUGCCUCGUGCGUCACCUCCAUCGAUCCAAUCCUUUCUCAGGAAAUAGCCAAAAGUCCUUUUGCCGAUAAAUUUGUUCCUCGUCCUCUAAGAGAGAUGAUCUCGGCGGAGGCUGGUGCAAACGAAGGCUUUGGUUUCCUCUUCCUCAUGCUCGCUACGUACCUGAUUCGACAUGCCGAUGUAUCCGGCGCUGGUGCUGGUGUCAGUACAGCGGCUGCUAAUUCUACUGCUGAGGCAGUCCAUGCUGCAACCCAUGCACUGAUGGCACGUAGCGAUGAGGUUGGUCGUCUUGGUGGCGGUGUUUCUCAUGCCCUUGAGACCUGGUUUGUCGAGACUUGGCUAUAUGUCUUCGCUUUGUCCAUUGCCUAUGGAUUCAUUGUUGGAUAUGGGGCAUGCAAAGUAAUCAAGCUUGGUCUCAAGCACAAGUACAUUGACGACGAGUCAUACGUCCUGUUCCCCACGACCCUCGGUCUCUUCAUUGUCGGCAGCUGCGGAGCCAUCGGAACUGACGACCUUCUCGCCUGUUUCGUCGCUGGUUGUGCGCUCAACUGGGACGGCAACUACCUUCGCGAAACCGAAACCCGCCAUGAUCAAGUCAACGCCUGCAUAGCAAUUCUCCUCAACUUUAGUGGUUUCAUGUACAUCGGUGCUAUCUUGCCUUGGCAGAGCUUUCAUGACCCCACUGGAACUGGCAUCACUCUUCCUCGCCUCUUUGGUCUCGGGUUCCUUGUUCUUGUCUUCCGUCGCCUACCAGCCAUUCUUACCUAUUACAAUGCCAUGCCUAAUGUCUGCAAAAACUGGAAAGAGGCUCUCUUCAUGGGGUACUUUGGCCCUAUUGGUGCUGGAGCUGUCUUUUAUGUUGAGCACGCACUCCAAUUGUUCCCACAAGACGGCGAGGGUGAUGAAGAAGAGACCAAUCUGGUUCGCGCCAUGGCACCUACUGUUUACUGGCUCGUACUUUUCUCCAUCGUCAUUCACGGCCUUUCCAUUCCUGCUCUCAAUCUGAUCUAUCACUUCACCGGUAAGGAGAUGAUUAAAGAAGAUGCAGUCGAAGUCCAUCGUGCCUCAAUUCGUGUUGCUACACCCAACAAUGCGAUUGCUGGCGAUAACGAUACAUUUAUCGCAUUUAACCGCUUCAGUCGUCAGGUGGGCUCUGAAGCCCCUCAGUUACCCGUUCAGAAGGAGCUGCACUAUUGGUCGGAUGAUGAACAGUCUAUCAAUGAGGCUGACAUCGAGAAAAAGAAGAGUAGAUUGACUUGGGCUGACAAGGUCUAA